This is a messenger RNA of Adineta steineri, 675 nucleotides long. The record is from the annotation of a GenBank genome assembly. Lineage: Eukaryota; Metazoa; Rotifera; Eurotatoria; Adinetida; Adinetidae.
AUGUUUGCUUCAUUUAUAAUAAUCGCAUUUCUGCUACAAACCAGUUCUAUCACUGCUGAACAAUCAUGCUCGUUUUGUCCUGCCGGUAGUCAAAUUCGAUUGGAUGAGAUUUACCAAGCUUUUUUUAAAGCGGAUAUUAUUCCCGAUGUCAUUCCUACUUUCAUACCUACUACGUAUCUAGAUUUACAAUUUCAACCAUUGAAUGGUAAAUCCAUUAAUGUUACACUUGGUAAUGAAAUAAGUACGCUACAGACACUGGUAUUAAGCGGACCUAGUUUCUAUUUUGGACAAGAAGUCGACUAUCUCAAUGCCAAAUAUACAUUAAUCAUGUUCGAUCCCGAUCCACCAAAUCCAAAACUGAAUAUCUUGAGCUCAAUUUUACAUUGGAUCGUUCACGAUGUAUUACCGUGUAAUUCAACUAAUCCUCGAGCACCACUCGAUUUACCACCAAAUACCAUGUAUGCUCAACCAACGCCUUUGUCAUUUGCACCACAUCGGUAUACAUUCCUUCUUUGUAGACAACCAACUAAUCCAGUAUAUGAUUUUCAGUUUCAAACGGUGGGAAUUACUGGUAAUAUGCGACCCCUCUUUAAUAUAAAACAGUAUCUAAUGAAAAGUAACUUAACAGUUGUUAGUGGAAAUUUCUUUUUACAGGGUCUCAAUUCUGUUGUGUAA